CUGCGUCACUUGUGCUGUCUCGUUAUAGCUUUGCCCUAUUAUUACGACCGUUCGUACUCGGAUCGAACUCUUUGAUGUUGUGAGUUGUGACGUCAUAGGUUACAAAAUCUUGUUUGUGAUAAAAUUUGAAGGAGUGGUACAUUACAAAUAUACGUAAAUCGCCUCGCCAAAUCGACCCCGGAGUGAUGGCUAUUUGAAACGCGAUCAUGGUGCAGGUCGUCCGACUUACCCGUUCGCGACAUGACAUCGGCCGGGGCGUGCAUCCACCGCUUUCUACUUAUUGUGUUAUGAAUUAUGAUGAGUCACCUCGUUAAAAUUCACAGCCAUGCGGCCGGACUGUCGGUGACCGACUGUGCCCGAAGUUUGUCAUUAGUUUAGCGAUCGUGCUGAGUCGUCUUGUCUUCGCUGCCGAUAAUUUCCGCGUACUCGUACAAGUUCGACUGGCCGCGGUGACGUGAGACCUAGUAUGACCUUCACGGAGCCUACGCGCCGCUCGUCGAAGCCUUUGUCGAUCUCGAGUUGCCCGGAGAGCCUUGAUGUUGCGUGUAACCGGAAAGGGGCCGACACAAGCGAUGGAUCGAUGGUUGGAAGGAAUAGUGCUGUGGCUGACGGAUCUCCUCAAUACCCUGCUCCUAAAGAAGGCGCGACGUAAAGAGCGCGAUGGCGAUGCAGCGAGUGACCCCAAGCUAUACCUUCAAGAGGCGCUGUUGGAGCGCAAGCUGCCCGAGCUGGACAUGCGACAGCUGGUCGAGCUGCCGCGAGGCCUGGACUACAACGAGUGGCUCGCGUCACACACGCUGGCGCUGUUCGACCACGUGAACCUGCUGUACGGCACGGUGUCGGAGUUCUGCACGGCAGCGUCGUGCGCCGACAUGUCGGGGCCGGGCGGGCGCACGUACGCGUGGUACGACGAGCGCGGCAAGAAGUCCCGCGUCGCUGCGCCGCAGUAUGUCGACUACGUCAUGACCUUCACACAGAAGACGGUAAACGACGAGAGCGUUUUCCCGACGAAGUACGCUAACGAGUUCCCGGCGGCGUUCGAGAGCGUCGUGCGGCGCGUGCUGCGGCUGCUGUACCACGUGGUGGCGCACCUCUACGCGGCGCACUUCCGCGAGCUCGCGCGGCUUAGCCUCCACGCCCACCUCCACCUCACCUUCGCCCACAUCACCGCGCUCGACCACCGCUUCGCGCUGCUCGACCAGAAGGAGACGGAGGUGUUGCGAGACCUGGAGGUGGCGCUGCGGCUGACGGAGCCGGCGGAGGAGGAGUCGCCGCGGCGAUCGCCCGUCGUCACGCAGCCGCUCGCGUCCGCGUGACCGCCGCGCCUCGCCCCCUGUGCUGCGCUGCACCCCGCCCCGCGCCGCCCCGGUACUUAACGCCUCCCGACGCUGUACUAUAUUCUUUGCAGUCAGUAAAAUGGCUAGUUCGUUGUCGUUGAGAUGCAGGAAGUCGUCAAAUAGAGAUUUGACCGAUGAUCGAUUCGUGUACUUCAAUCGGUGAACACGGCCCCAGUCAUGGAUUGAUUUUACAUCACCGAUACUGAAUACUCUAAUCACUAAUGAACAGUUCGUUGAGCGGUAAAGAAUGCAGGAAGGCGUCGGUGCAGUUGUUAAGUUGACGAAUAAAUUGCUUGAUCCGCGUUCACCGUAUUGAAGUUAGCGAGUAUGGUUGGACCUGACGUUAGUUUGUUGAAUUUUGCACCUGAUAACCUAAUGUAUUUUCCACGCGAAUAGUCCUUCAGUCUCUAGCUCUACUGACAAAACGAGAGUGAAGUGCCUGUCAUUUUAGCGACUGAGUUGAACCGGAGUUUUAGGCUACGAAGACGGGCUGUCGCUACCGACUAUAUUCGUGUCGGUGGAACACGCAGAGCCCUCAUUCCGCGGUCGUUUGACUUCAUUUGUAUGAGCCGCCUAGCGGAGACACCGGGUAUUAUGCCUACAAAUGUAGUCAACGAUACGCGCUCGAUCGUGUUCGCACGAAGGGGACGGAGACAAAUGAAAGGCUAAUACGAAACGGAGACAAUAUUUCUGUCCGUCCCGUUGGUGUGAGCUCGUCACAGUUAGUUACUCACCCGGGGCCCCGAGCCCGACCCGCGACGUUGAUUGUUAACUCUAUUGUAAAUAUUUCUCUGUUAAGUAGUUUUAGGUGAUUACGAUUUAAAUUAGUUUGUAAAUUUGUGAUUGCUUUGGUUGUAAAUAAAAGUGAUAUUUGUUUAACUAAUAAACUGAAAGCUUUA
Messenger RNA from Aricia agestis (brown argus), 2236 nucleotides. RefSeq names its product MOB kinase activator-like 2 (gene Mob2). NCBI's taxonomy places the organism in Eukaryota, Metazoa, Arthropoda, Insecta, Lepidoptera, Lycaenidae. The record is from RefSeq and is a predicted model, not a curated record. The transcript has 5 exons. Gene Ontology annotation, cellular component: cytoplasm; nucleus. Gene Ontology annotation, molecular function: protein kinase activator activity. Bases 537 to 1316 code for a protein of 259 amino acids. Gene Ontology annotation, biological process: signal transduction; positive regulation of protein phosphorylation.